This is a messenger RNA of Lathyrus oleraceus (garden pea), 369 nucleotides long. RefSeq lists its product as uncharacterized. The coding region runs from base 1 to 369 and encodes 122 amino acids. The record is from RefSeq and is a predicted model, not a curated record. Gene Ontology annotation, biological process: protein methylation. The transcript has a single exon. Gene Ontology annotation, molecular function: protein methyltransferase activity. Gene Ontology annotation, cellular component: nucleus. Lineage: Eukaryota; Viridiplantae; Streptophyta; Magnoliopsida; Fabales; Fabaceae.
AUGUUCAUAAACCUGCAACAUCAAACACAACGAGAUUCUACCGAUGAUGAUGAAAUCGUUUGCUUAGGUGCAUCGUUCUUCAUGAAUGACAAUUACCAGCUGACGGGAUUCACAUUUGGCUCUCAACAUAUUCGACUCUUCUGUCUGCAUUCUGCCUCCACUGUCAUUGAAUCAGGUUCUGGCAUUGGUAUUACUGGAAUACUUUGUCGCAAAUUCUGCAAUAGAGUUGUGUCAACAGACUAUAAUGAAGAGGUGCUUAAGAUCAUAAAUAAGAAUAUAGAGUUGCAUUUAUGUCCUGAAGAUGUUAGUCCUACCUCUCAUGGAUUGGUAGCAGAGAAACUAGAAUGGGGGAACACUGAUCAGGUCUAA